GUGAUGUGCGAUACUCGAAAUUGUGAUAAUUUGUCCAAUUCUGUCGGGUCAACCGCGAGGAAAAAAACAUCAAUUUCGUCAAAAGUGAUCGGUUUCUGCAGUCUCGAUUUAAUGCCGAUAUUGCUAGGUGAAAAAUCGCUCACUGAAAAAGUGGUUGUUCAUUCCGCGCAUCUCUGGCUCAAUAGCAAUGCGAUCUCAUUGCACAAUCUUCCUGCGCUAACAGUGACAAUGGCAUAUGAUGGUAAAGAUAUAUUUCCCUCGGAAAUGAAAAUUAAUUUCUUGAAUAUUACAGUGGAAAGUAUCUACAAUCCACCGGUUUUCUUCGCUGAAGAUGCGGAGCAUCAAGCAGGCACGAUAGUAUAUAUUGACAAUGAGAUUCCCGAAAACGUGAUAUUCGAAAACGGCAAAUGGACAAAUUAUCACGACGCGGAAAGAGCGAAGAAGUGGCAGAGUUUAUCGAAAUUGCAAAGUAACGCCAGAUUGUCAAAAUGGAAAAUCAGUCGCGAUUAUGCAAAUAUAAAAAAUACGCUCGGUGUAAAACUCGACUUGCAGAAGAAACUAUCGCAGGAUGAACCUAGAAUCGAAUGGAACCUCAUGUGUCGCAGGAUAAUGAAUGAUGUAGGCAUUGAAGCGAUGCAGAAGCAUAUUGCCAAGUAUAUGUUUAUCGUGUUAUACAGAAUAUCCCUAAAAUUUUGAGAAAGCGGUCGUGUGCAGAUAGAGCGGACUAAACUGAGUCGAAAAGUCCUGUACCAUUUUGCAAUUUUUGCAACAGUUAACGAGUUAUUAAUUACU
This is a messenger RNA of Linepithema humile (Argentine ant), 792 nucleotides long. NCBI's taxonomy places the organism in Eukaryota, Metazoa, Arthropoda, Insecta, Hymenoptera, Formicidae. The record is from RefSeq and is a predicted model, not a curated record.